Molecule: messenger RNA, 2525 nt
Organism: Lycium ferocissimum
Lineage: Eukaryota; Viridiplantae; Streptophyta; Magnoliopsida; Solanales; Solanaceae
Product: phosphoglucan phosphatase LSF1, chloroplastic
Exons: 10
Coding region: 258-2024 (588 amino acids)
Biological process (GO): protein dephosphorylation; starch catabolic process
Cellular component (GO): chloroplast; starch grain
Molecular function (GO): carbohydrate phosphatase activity; protein tyrosine/serine/threonine phosphatase activity; protein binding
Source: RefSeq, a predicted model, not a curated record
GGGUUUUGUAGGAUCUCACGUGGCGUUGCGGGUAAUUGGCGUAAUGGCCUCUCAACUCUUAGCUCCAAUCAACCGCAUUUCUAAUUCCAUUAUUUAUCUCUCAUAAUCAUCAUCCCCAAUUCCAAGUCCCUAGAACCUUCUCCAAUCUCUAUGCACAAACUUACACUACAUUUCAUUUUGCUAGAAAAUUGCUAUAUAAUCGAUCACAUUAUAUCGACUACUAGUAGUUUUGAAUUUGAUAUAAUCAUUUCUGAGAAAUGUGUUCACUGCAAGUUCCAAAUUACAGUGUUUUCAACCACUCUGAGAAGUUGCAGAAAUGUGUGAUUUUGCCGUCAUUUUGGGGAGUAGAGUUGAGCUUCAAUGAUGUACGCUUCACAGCAGUAAAGGGACGUCAAUAUGGGAGGGUUACUGCUAUGUGUUCAUCAUCAUCAUCAAGUGUUUCACCUUUUAAGAUGAAUUUGAAUGAAUAUAUGGUUACACUUGAAAAGCCCCUUGGUAUUCGCUUUGCUCUCUCUGUUGAUGGCAAAGUUUUCGUUCAUGCUCUUAAGAAAGGGGGAAAUGCUGAGAAAUCAAGAAUAAUAAUGGUUGGUGACACAUUGAAAAAGGCGAGUGACUCUUCCAUUGGGGGACUUACUGAGAUCAAAGACUUUGGCGAUACAGAGUAUGAAAUGAAGAUGAUGAAAGAGAACUCAGGGCCUUGUAGCCUGGUUCUUGAGAGACCAUUUUUCCCAUUUCCUAUCCACCAGCUAUAUCUUAUGAAUGAUAUUGAUAUUCUAUUUAAUAGAGGUCGUGUUCCUAUUGCUACAUGGAACAAAAAUUUACUUGCCUCCAACUUGCGAACGUCUUGUGAGGGCAGUGGGAACUCUGGAUUUAUAGUAUUUUCCCCAAAGUUACUAACUUCAAAAGGAUGGAAUGUUCUGAUUGAUCGAGAUCAAAUCAGGCAAGACGGAAAGCUGAACGGUACCCCCUCUUUACCAUUUAGCCCAAUUAUCAACAUAUUCUCUGAGAAAGACAGUGGAGAUUCUGAAUGGGCACAUGGGAGUUUCCCACUGGAAGAAUAUGUAAAGGCGUUGGAUCGUUCAAAGGGAGAACUGUAUUACAAACAUGAUCUUGGUAUGCGCUACAGCAAGAUUACGGAGCAAAUAUACGUGGGAUCAUGCAUACAAAAGGAAGCUGAUGUAGAAAUGCUGUCAGAUGUUGUGGGGAUCACUGCUGUGCUGAAUUUUCAGAGUGGGAUCGAGGCUGAAAAUUGGGGAAUUAAUACCAACAUAAUCAAUGAAUCGUGCCAAAGGUUUAAUAUCCUUAUGAUCAACUAUCCCAUAAGGGAAGGAGAUUCAUUUGACAUGAGAAAGAAACUUCCGUUUUGUGUUGGCGUUCUUCUACGCCUAUUGAAGAAAAACCAGAGAGUCUAUGUGACUUGUACAACUGGUUUUGAUAGAUCCCCUGCUUGUGUAAUAGCUUACCUUCAUUGGAUGACAGAUACUUCCCUUCAUGCAGCCUAUAAUUUUGUCACUGGUUUGCAUUCAUGCAAGCCUGACAGACCAGCCAUUGCCUGGGCAACAUGGGAUCUCAUAGCAAUGGUUGAAACUGGUGCACAUGAUGGGCCUGCAACACAUGCAGUGACUUUUGUAUGGAACGGCCACGAGGGAGAGGAUGUCUACCUGGUUGGAGAUUUUACAGGUAACUGGAAAGAACCGAUUAAGGCAGUCCACAAAGGUGGCUCAAGAUUUGAGGCUGAAGUUAGACUUUCACAGGGAAAGUACCUUUAUAAGUACAUUAUUAGUGGAAACUGGAGGCAUUCAACCUAUUCACCAACUGAAAGAGAUGAAAGCGGAAAUCUCAAUAAUGUAAUUGUUGUUGGUGAUGUUGCCAGUCUGAAGCCUUCCAUUCAACAACAAAAGAAGGACGCAAAUAUUAUGAAGGUCAUUGAGAGACCAUUGACAGAAAAUGAGCGGUUCAUGCUGGCAAAAGCUGCUCGAUGUGUUGCGUUCUCAAUCUGCCCUAUAAGGCUAGCACCUAAAUAGAUGGACAUACUACAUUUUCAGUCAUCAUAGUUGCACCUCCAACUAUGUCUUCUGCAAUAAAGACUUCAGUAAAUAUGGUUGGUCAAUGCCAGAUUAACAUGUCUGGGAAAACCUUAAUGAAAGCCCAUCCCUCCCACUUGAAUUGAAGAGGGAGCUUUAUAUUGCCAUGCAAUUUCGAGGUCAAACAGCUGCAAGGUUGGACAAAUGCAGGCGAGUUAUAAUGCUCAUGUCAUUGAACUCAAGUCAUUUUAUCAUUUUAAGAGUAUUAUCCCCAUGCAUAUUGUCUACUUGAGCACUGACUGGUUCCUUCAGCAAGAUAAUUUCCACUGUCGAAAAGCUCAGUCAAUCCUGUGUAAACAAACCCUUCAAUUAAAAAUAAUCCGACAUAAUAUGGGUGUAUAUCUGAGUUUUAUAUAUACACAUUCCAUGAACACGUGGAUGUGUAGUUGCAAGUUUUACUAUGUUGCUGAAUAAAGAAUAAUACUGUUUCCUGACCGUGCA